UUGAUAAUAUUCAGUAGUAACAUGGAAGUUUCAAAUCAAUCAGGUAUUUCUGAAUUCUUUUUGAUUGGACUCACAUAUGAUCCAGAUAUUGAGUCAUUUAUCUUUAGCUUGUACCUGUGUAUGUAUUUUGUUACCAUUUUUGGAAACUUUCUCAUCAUCCUGGCUGUAAGUUAUGACUCACACCUCCAUACACCCAUGUACUUUUUUAUUGCCAAUCUGUCUUUUACUGACAUCUGUAUAAGCACAACAAUAAUCCCAAAGAUUCUAGUAAACAUUCAAACACAGGAUGAGAGCAUCUCUUAUGGUGGCUGCCUUUCACAGGUGUGUUUUGUCUUGAUUUUUGGUGGCUUCGAAAGUUGCCUCCUUGCUGUGAUGGCCUAUGACCGUUACUUGGCCAUAGGUCAUCCCCUGAGGUACACAGUUAUCAUGAGUCCUUCUCUUUGUGUGUUGCUGGUUUUACUCUCAGUGUUAAUCAGUACCAUGAAUGGACUACUGCAUAGUCUGAUGUUGCUAAAGCUGUCUUUUUGUACAAACCAUAAUAUCCUCCACUUCUUCUGUGAACUUGUUCAAAUCAUCAAACUUGCCUGCUCUGAUACUUUCCUUAAUACCCUUCUUUCAUAUACAGUUACUAGUGCAUUUUCUGGUGUUUUUCUUGCUGGUAUUAUUUUCUCUUAUAUUCAAAUUGUGUCCUCUAUUCUUAAGAUCACAUCAGUACAGGGACGAAAUAAAGCCUUCUCCACUUGUACCUCUCAUCUCUCAGUAGUGUUCUUAUUCUAUGGGACAGCUUUCGGAGUGUAUAUGAGUUCUGCAGUUUCUGACUCUUCUGUUAAGAAUAUAAUCUUUUCUAUGAUGUAUAUUGUGGUCCCUCAAAUGCUGAACCCUUUCAUAUACAGUCUGAGAAACAGAGAAAUGAAGCAAGCCAUGAGAAACCUUAUCUAUUCUGUUGUCUUAUCAUCUCCAUAA
Messenger RNA from Mus caroli (Ryukyu mouse), 963 nucleotides. Its product is annotated as olfactory receptor 7G1-like. Gene Ontology annotation, cellular component: membrane. Gene Ontology annotation, biological process: G protein-coupled receptor signaling pathway. Gene Ontology annotation, molecular function: olfactory receptor activity; G protein-coupled receptor activity. The record is from RefSeq and is a predicted model, not a curated record. NCBI's taxonomy places the organism in Eukaryota, Metazoa, Chordata, Mammalia, Rodentia, Muridae.